Lytechinus pictus (painted urchin) is the source of this 6683-nucleotide messenger RNA. Its product is annotated as laminin subunit beta-1-like. Gene Ontology annotation, biological process: animal organ morphogenesis; tissue development. The record is from RefSeq and is a predicted model, not a curated record. Bases 175 to 6486 code for a protein of 2103 amino acids. The transcript has 35 exons. Gene Ontology annotation, cellular component: basement membrane. Gene Ontology annotation, molecular function: extracellular matrix structural constituent. Lineage: Eukaryota; Metazoa; Echinodermata; Echinoidea; Temnopleuroida; Toxopneustidae.
AAAUCCAUUGGCUUCAUCAACAAUCGAAGAACUUGAUACGGUGAAAUAUGGGUGAUGAUAUUGCUUGAUUCUAAUUAUUUGCAGACUGAUGUGCACAGUGAUGCCUUGCAGUUGCAGUUCGAGAAAAGAUAAGCAAUCUUUUCAGUCUUGAAGUUUUCAAGGACAACCAUCAAGAUGAACUUAUUUCAAAGGACUAGUACAAGUAUAAGUAGAACAUUAAUGAUGAGGCCUGUCUCGACAGUGAUUCUUUUUUUACUUGCCUUGCCUUCUUGCCCAGUGUAUAGUCAGGGAGCUUGCAACCGAGCAUGCUAUCCACAGUCUGUAAACUUGAUCGAUGACAAUUCCUUCAGGUUGGUCACGACAGACUCGACAUGCGGCAGUCCCCCAUCAGAGUUCGAUAUUCCCGUCGCCAGCAGUACGGGAGACACAUUCAUGACAAUAUUGUGCAAUGCAUCCGAUCCGGACGCAUCUUAUCCUAUCGAAGCUGCCUAUGAUUUCACGUCGAUGACAUUCUUCGGUCAGGUGUUCACGUCGCCGCUGUUGGACACGUGGUGGCAGUCGGACAGUGAAGCGUCUAACGUUCACCUUGACCUAACCCUCGGGAACGAGUUCCUGUUUCAAAGGACGGUGAUCUCGUUUCGGAGUUACCGGCCAGCAAGUUUGGUUAUCGAGAAGACGGCUGAUGGAGGGGCGAACUGGAGUCCCUUGAGAUACUAUGCUGGAAACUGUGCUGAGACAUUCCCAGGCGUCCCUCUGAUUUCCACUGGCUUCAACUUCACGGCAGACUGCACGCAGGAAUAUGUCUUUGGACACGGUAUGACUGAAGCAGAUGGAGAGAAUAUUCAAAGGGUAAUUUACAAUCCAGUCCAAGAGUUAGAGGAGCUGUACUCUGAAUACGAAUACCAGCGCUACUUUGCUCUCACCGGUCUGCGGAUCACACUUGUUGAGCCUGGCAACCUGGAGUCCGUCAGUCAGGAGUCUCUGCCGAGGCGUAGCUUCUUUGCCGUGGCAGACUGGAUUGUAGAGGGGCAGUGUCUUUGCUAUGGUCACUCUGCUUCCUGUGUAGGCACGAAUGAAGCAGAAUGCAGUUGCCAACAUAACACAGCUGGACCUAACUGUGAUUCAUGCCUCCCCCUCUACAACAACAAACCCUGGCAAGCAGCUGUGGGAUCAGAGACCAACGCUUGCGAAGAUUGCGGUUGCAGCGGAAGAGCGCAGAGUUGCGUGUACGAUGAGGUCAAAGGUUACGGUGUUUGCCAGGACUGUCAGGAGAAUACCUCUGGCGACAAGUGUGAGGUCUGCUUAGCAGACUACUACCGGAAUCCUUACACUGACCCUACCUUCAACGACACUUGUAUUGCUUGCAAUUGCACUGUAGAGGGCACUGUUCCAAACAGCGUCUGCAACGAGACCAACGGGCAGUGUGCCUGCAAGGCCAAUGUUCAGGGGCGAGCAUGUGAUGAAUGCAAGGAUACAUUCUACAAUUUGCAAGACUCCAAUGAUCAAGGCUGCCAAGAGUGCGACUGUGAUUCAGUCGGGACGAUCAGAAACAUCAACCUUUGUAACAAGACUACAGGAGAGUGUAUAUGUAAAGACAAUGUGAUGGGAACCCGCUGUGACCAGUGUCAGACUGGCACGUUCAAUCUCGACCCCUCCAAUCCAAAAGGCUGCACGUCGUGCGAUUGCGACCCGGGAGCGGCCAUCAGUGGAUCAUGUGACCCCGACACGGGGGCGUGCACCUGCAGGCCGAACGUGAUUGGCCGUGCAUGCAACGAUACUGCUCCAGGAUUCUAUGUACCGAGAUUGGAUGGAAUAAAUAUGGAGGGUGAAGUCGCCGCUACUGAUCAGCCUUCCAGGAUUGAGGAGAGAUCGCUUGGUGAGGGCGCCCUUCACACUGGCCCUGGUUUCCUGGUGGUGUCUCCGUCGACGGUGAUUACACUGAGCAGCAUGACUGUCCCUCGAACGCAGAAUUAUGUCCUUGCUAUAAGAUACGAGACCUUAUCUAAUUGGAGUGAUGUCACAAUAGAAGUCGACCAGCAGAAUCCGAUAGCAUUUGAAUGUCAAGGAUCAUCAAACCCCGGGACCUCAUCAACUCCAGUCAGCCUUCCAGCAGCAGAGUAUGGAGGCGUAUAUGAUCUGUCUGAGGGAUGCCUUGCUAGAGGUAUCCCUUACGAUGUCAUCAUCAGGUUGGGAGUACCAGACACUCAGGAACAGUUCCUCUUGGACUCGAUUGUACUGCUGCCUGUGUUAUCUGACCUGGAGGUCUACCAAUCGAACCGAACUAGCCAGACUUUGCGAGCUGACAUGGAUGCGUGCUGGUCUGCAGCACUGUCGGCCCAGCACCCAACCAGGAUGAACUGCUCAGAUAUCGAAUUUGGAAUCAUGGCCGAGGUCUUUGAUGGGGCUAUAGGUUGUGAUUGCAGCUCUCUAGGGUCAGACAGUAAUCCAAUAUGUGAAUCUUACGGAGGUCAAUGCCCUUGCUUGCCGGGGGUCACUUCCAGGUCGUGUGACACCUGCUCACCUUUCUACUACGGCAUUGAAUCAGGCAAUGGAUGCACAGACUGUGGCUGUAACUUAGAAGGUUCAAUCACACAGUCAUGCAACCAGACAUCUGGAAUCUGUGAAUGUAAACUGAAUGUUGAAGGAGACAAAUGUGACACGUGUGCCACUGAUCAUUAUGGCCUUUCGACAGGCACUGGUUGUGAACAAUGCAGUUGCACACCAGAGUACUCUCUAGGGACGUCCUGCAACGAUGAUGGUCAGUGCUCAUGCAAGACAGGAGUUGGAGGCCUACGUUGUGAUCAAUGCGCACCAGAAUUCUUUAAUCUUACGACCGAUGGCUGCUCAGAAUGUAGCUGUAACACCAUAGGGAGUGUGGACGGCAACUGCGACAGCCAAGGCCAGUGCAACUGCCUACCAUCAGCCACAGGACUGCACUGUGAUGAAUGCCCUUCAGGAACAUAUGGUUUUGGACCAUACAGUGAGCGAGGAUGCAUCGAGUGUCUGUGUUCCUCUCACACAACGAACUGUACAUCAGCAACAGACUGGUUCCUCAACAGGGUAGAAAGCCAGUAUUCUCUCCUCAACUUUGAGGGCGCUGUCUCAGAUAGAUGGACAGGCAUUACGGGAGAUGGAGACGAGGUUGCAAUUGUCAGUGAGCCAAUUCUGGAGAUCACUGAUCCAAGGUUUGUCCUGCAGCUUGUUGACCCUGGAAACACAGAUGACCUCUUCUUCCUCUCGCCAUACCCGUACCUUGGCGAUCACCGCACUGCUUACGGACAGCAGCUGGAGAUUAAGCUCAGCCAAACGACAUUGGAGAACCAGACCCGGUCUACAGAGGGCGAUGUUUAUAUAUUUGGAGGGUGUGGAGCGUGCGAGCCUCUUGUUGCCAGCCUUCCCUACGUUCCUGGCUCCCCUGUCACAAAUGCAACUUCUUAUCAGUUUAAGCUGCAUGAGAACUACUGGAAUCUUGGCAAUAUGAGCGGAGCGAGACCCACAAUCCAACAGGUGGUGAGGAUUCUUGCAGACAUAUCCGAGAUCAGGAUUCGUGCCAAGUACACUACGCUUCCAGGCCAGUCGGUCUACUUUCACGAUUCAUCUUUGACUGAAGCAAGCAAUAAUCUCACAGCGGCUUCAAGUGAUAUCACUGUGGACUACGUGGAAGACUGCUUCUGCCCUCCAGAAUACACAGGCCAGUUUUGUGAGCAGUGCGCUGCAGGAUACCGCAGGGCCACCCCUGGUGAUGGUUCCUUCUCCACCUGUGUCCCCUGCGACUGCAACGGACACAGUGACCUACCCUGCGACCCUGAGACCGGGGUGUGCAGGGGUUGCCAGGACAACACGGGAGGGGAUUUCUGUGAGCGCUGUCUUGACGGUUACUACGGCAAUGCCCUCGGAGGGACACCAGGUGACUGCUUUCCCUGCCAAUGCCCGGGAGUACCGGGUGCAAACUCCUUUGCUGCUACCUGUGAUGCCAAUGGCCUGUGCAUAGACUGUGUAGAAGGGCACGGUGGGAACUUCUGUGAAUACUGUCUGGAGGGUUACUACGGUGUGCCCUCCGACCCAGAGAAUAAUGGAGGUCGUUGCCAGCCUUGCUACUGCAACCUGAGCCCGGCAGUUUGUGAUAGCACAACGGGGCAGUGUCAGAACUGCACAGGGAACACUGAGGGACAGGAGUGUGAGGUUUGCAGAUUCGGAUAUUGGGGAAACAUUGAUAGCUGCCAAGAAUGCAACUGUAACCUUACCGGGGGUUACGGCAAUUGCACCCAGGACACCGGUACCUGCUACUGCUACCCCAAUGUCAUUGGCAGUGAAUGCACCGAGUGCGCCCCUGAUACCUGGGGCUUCGCCAGUGGAACCGGCUGCUUGGAUUGUGAGUGUCAUCCUGUUGGUACAGUUGAUCAACAGACCCAGUGUAAUUUGGUCACCGGCCAGUGCAACUGCAAGUCAUUAGUGACGGGCCAGAAGUGUGAUGGGUGCAUGAUGGGAUACUAUGACGUAGAUCAGGAAUGUAUUGCAUGCAACUGCAACAUCAAUGGCACCAACCCGGUGACGUGCUCCAACGAUCUUUGCGGAUGUGAUCUUGAUACUGGGCAGUGCGACUGCAAAUUGGCAACCAUUGCUGGACGGACAUGUGACCGUUGUGGUCGACUGGAUCAAGAUGAAGUGCAAGUUGUUGCGGAGAUUUUUGUUGGUAAUUUCCCCAACUGUGAGCCGUGCCCAGAGUGUUUUCAAAACUGGAGAGAAGAGCUCGAGAUCCUUGGAGAGCUGUUGGUGGAAGAAAGGAAACGUUUACUUGGGCUUCUCCGUAACUAUGGUAACAUGACGGAGACUGACGUUAAAGCUUUGGUCCGUGCUAUCCAGGGUAACUUGACGUUGGCGGAUCAAGUUAUAGAACAGGGCAAUCAGCAAACACAGAAUCUUAUCGGCAUCCAAAAUUCCUUCUUAAUGAUAACAGAGUCUAUUGAAAACAAGACGUUCCUUUUGGAUUCCUUAGCAUCGUUAGAGAACAACAUCACUUCCCUUCUCUCAGAGUCUUCCAACUUUGAUGGCACUGUCGAGGUGGAGACGGGGGUGAGUAGAAAUUCUGAAAGACUAAAUCAAGAGUUGUUGGCAGUGACCAACACGAUAGAGAACAUUGUAACAGAGGCAGAAGGGAACUGGGAGUCUGUACAGACCCUCUACCAAGCGAUCCUCGACUUCCAGGACCGGGCUCGGCAGCUGAUAGCGGAAGUGGACUCCUUGCUUCUUGACGUGGAGGGUGCAUCGCAGCAACGGCUGACGGUUGAAGACAUCUUGAGCGAGCCCACCAGGACUGCUGAAAUGGAGGUGAAUUCCCAGCGCCUCGGCCUGAUAGACUCUACUCAGGCCAGGUAUCCAUUGGAAGAGGCAGCCCAGAAUGCUUCAGCAGCACAGAGGCUGGUACAGGAGGCUAACCAGACAGCGACAGGUGCCUAUCAGCAAGCCCAGAGCGAGAGAACAUUGUCAGAAGAAAGGGCAUACAGGAGUGAGGUGGCACGGUUCAACGCUACAGGUGCAACCUUGGCAGCAGCUAAUGCGUUGUCAGUUGCAAGAAACUACAAGGAUGUUGCUCUGGAGACCAAAGCAAACAUAACUCAAGCCUAUGUGGACACCCUGAACCAGCUCUCCCAACUGGACGAUGCCCAGGUCAAAAGCCAAGAGGCCAGCGCAGCAUCACAGGCAACGGUCAACAUGGCAGUCAGGUCACCGACCGACAUGGAAGCCCUGGUGAGGGAUAUCAACGCAACGGGCCUGUCUGAUGCUGCCGUGUUCCCCCUGUUGGAAAAUUCCACCACUACCCUGGAUGAGGCAACAGCAAGCCUAGAGACGGCUAGACGUUCCUUACAAGAUGCCAUAUCUGUGAAAUCCCAGAUUGACACCAUAGAAUAUGACAUAUCGGAGGCAGAAAGGGUUCGGGAGGUCACAGGUCAAAGGGUCAUCGACACACAGAACAUGGUCACCAACAUCAGUCAGAUAGCAGCCGAGGUUCAAGCCCAGUCCGAGUCGAAGAACAGCGAUGCCCAGGCCACCUCUGCCCUCUUACAGGAUUUAUCUACAGAAGCAGCUGAUGGUCAACAAUGCUUCAGUGCUAAAAGGGCACAAGUGCAGGAUGCAGGCCGGAGAAUAGACAGGGUCAAGCAGAAUGUAGAAGUGACCCAACAGGAACUGAAUCUUGUACUGUCAAGUGCAGAAGAAACAGCAAAGGAGAUAAAUGAUUCUAAAAAUGAAGCAGUCCUCAAUCAUAACCUUGUGCAAGAGGUUGAUGCGGCUGCCGCUUCCCUUGAAAGAGACUUGAUCGGUAUUGAAGAGAUGAUCAAUUUAGACGAUUUGAUUGCACAGUACACUACCCAGAGACAAGAGAUGGAACAGUUAUCCUCGGACUUGGAUAACAUGGAGACCACACUUGAUACUAUCCUAGCCAACCUUCAGGGUAUCAGUACAGAUGAUAUACAAUGCAAUGACUGAUAGACUAUGACAUAGCUACCAUUGAGUAGGAUUAUAUUCUGUUUAUUAAGAAUUUUUAAAGGGAAAAGUUGGCACUUUUAGUAACAUGAUUUUCCCCCUAGAAAUAGGAUUUUUGAAACUUUUGAAAAAUGAUGAUUUUUGGUAUGUUUUUCAAAAGUUUAAAGCAAAAAUGGAAGUUUAGACUUGAAAAUAAGGAU